CCGGGCCGGGGCGCUGCGGCGGGAUGUGGGGCGGCCGCGCUGUGGCGGGCGCGGCGCGGCGGGCGCGGGAGGCGGCGGUGCCGCGGGGGAGCCGGGCGCUGCGCACCUCUGCGGCGCGGGGCGGCUCCAGGGACCUGUUGAGGAAGAUGCUCCGCAAAAAGAAAAAGAAGCUUUGGUAUGACAGCCCUAUCCUGGGAUCUAAAAUGAUGUAUAAACCAACUGAAUUGGCCUCUGUAAAGAAAGAUGACCAUACAAAAAUUAGGAAAGAAGAUAACAUGCGCUGCAGAGUCUUGAAUGGUCUUAUUCAUAAAGCUGUGGCAGAGAUGAUGACAACCUGUGAAGUUAAUCAAGAACUUUUUGAACUCAAGCUGGAAAUCUGCAAGGUGUCCCUGGCAUCAAACUUCUCAGCAUGUCGUGUGUACUGGAAUCCUGCUGCUACUACGGAGAAAGAAAGUUAUGUUGAAAGCGUAUUGCGGAGGAGUGCUCCACGUAUACGGUAUCUUCUGACGAGUCAGCAGAUUCUAGGAAAUGUACCCCCAAUAGUAUUUGUAAAAGACAAAGAAGCUGCAGCAGUAAAAGAGAUUGAGGAAUUAUUGUCAGUUGCUGAUUUUGGGCCUUCAGAAGAAGAAGAAACAUCUCAAAAUUACUCUAGUAAACUGUUAUCUUCAGCAACCCAAUCUUCAGAUUCACCCAUGCGGUCUAAUCUUUUUGGUAUUGAUCAUGAGCUGCUCAAUAAGCAGAUAAUGGACUACAAAAGACUGAAGGUGUCAAGACAUCUAGAAAGCAUUGCCUGGACAGAAGAGCAGGAGCAGCAGCUUUCUAAGAUUCAAAAGAAAAUUAAAAAGAAAAAAAUAAGGAAUCCUCCUGAUGAUGCUGCUGGACCACAGGAAUACUUACUGGACAGAUACGAAGCUGAUUACUGGGAUGAUAACACUGGACCAGUUUCAGACUGUGAGCUGGAGGAUGAAUUACAGGAAGAAGUAAACAAAUUGGAGGGGGAUGAUGACAAAACUAAGCAUACUAAUAAACUGAAAUGAAGUGGAAAUAAUCACUCCUUUUAAGAUGGAAGCUGCCAAUAGCAAAAACGAGGAGGACUGCCAUAGAUAAGUUUUGUGCAGCCUGUUUAUCACUUCCUCUUUCAUACACGUGGGGAGACUGGCUAGCGCAAGUUAAGUAAGAAAACCAAAAAUGCUAUUUGUGACAUUCUGUUAAGCAGCUUUCAAGCUGCUGCAGUUGUAGGACUUUGAAGCAGGGAGCAGUUUUGUAGUAACAAGAUAUACAUAGUGCAGUACUGAGUUAAAACUUCUUGCAGUUCUGUUGAUGAUUUCCAAUAAAACUAAAGCUUCUGUGUUGUAAUAAAA
Molecule: messenger RNA, 1361 nt
Organism: Apus apus (common swift)
Lineage: Eukaryota; Metazoa; Chordata; Aves; Apodiformes; Apodidae
Gene: RBFA
Product: ribosome binding factor A
Exons: 7
Coding region: 24-1037 (337 amino acids)
Biological process (GO): rRNA processing
Source: RefSeq, a predicted model, not a curated record